Messenger RNA from Rubroshorea leprosula, 1580 nucleotides. NCBI's taxonomy places the organism in Eukaryota, Viridiplantae, Streptophyta, Magnoliopsida, Malvales, Dipterocarpaceae. The record is from the annotation of a GenBank genome assembly.
UCACACCCUUGCUCCUCCCCCUUUGCCUGUUAACCAAAAGCGAGAUAUAGAGAUAUAUGGGUACUCUGGAUCCAAACUCAACGAUGGUGCGUGGAGUUCAGGAUAAUCCAAAGACUCCUCAGAACGGUAACCAACAGAAGGAGCUCGAUGCCGGUGCCCUCUUCGUUCUUAAAUCCAAAGGGUCGUGGGUGCACUGUGGUUACCAUUUAACGACAUCAAUUGUUGCCCCAGCACUCCUCAGCCUCCCUUACGCCUUCAAAUUCCUUGGAUGGGCCGGCGGCGUCGUCUGUCUGGUCAUCGGAGCUCUGGUCACUUUUUAUUCUUACAACUUAUUGUCUCUUGUUCUUGAACAUGAAGCCCUCUUGGGUAAACGCCAGCUUCGCUUCAGAGACAUGGCCAAUGACAUUUUGGGGCGGGGAUGGGGCCGUUACUUUGUUGGGCCGAUACAAUUCAUGGUCUGCUACGGUGCUGUUGUUGCUAGCACUCUUCUUGGUGGACAAUGCAUGAAGGCAAUUUAUUUACUCUCGAAUCCAGAUGGAAGCAUGAAGCUAUAUGAAUUCGUGAUUAUAUUCGGCUGCUUCAUGAUGAUUUUAGCUCAGAUCCCAUCUUUUCAUUCACUUAGGCAUAUUAACCUCGUAUCUUUGGUUUUAUGCCUUUGCUAUAGUGUCUGCACCACUGCUGCCUCGAUUUAUAUAGGAAAUUCCUCCAAGGGGAUAAAGAAGGAUUAUAGUGUGAAAGGUGACUCCGAAACUCGUCUUUUUGGCGUCUUCAAUGCCAUUGCCAUCAUUGCCACAACAUAUGGCAAUGGUAUAAUUCCAGAAAUUCAGGCAACCAUUGCACCACCAGUGAAGGGGAAGAUGUUCAAGGGACUAUGUGUUUGUUAUGUAGUAGUUUUGACGACUUUCUUCAGUGUUGCCAUUUCAGGCUACUGGGCAUUUGGGAACCAAGCUGAAGACCUGGUACUCGACAAUUUUUUAAAAAAUGGGAAGGCUUUGGUGCCCAAAUGGUUUAUUUUGAUGACAAACAUCUUCACUAUUCUCCAACUAUCCGCUGUUGGUGUGGUCUACUUGCAGCCAACAAAUGAAGUGUUAGAGCGUACCUUUGGAGAUCCAAAGAGCCAAGAGUUCUCCCUCCGGAAUGUUGUCCCAAGAAUAGUCUCCAGAUCAGUGUCUGUUGUCAUAUCAACAACAAUUGCAGCAAUGCUUCCAUUCUUUGCAGACAUCAAUGCUGUCAUUGGAGCCUUUGGAUUCAUACCUCUAGACUUCAUAUUACCAGUUGUUUUCUAUAACUUGACGUUCAAGCCACCAAAACAGAGUCCCAUAUUUUGGCUGAAUAUUACAAUUGCAGUAGUUUUCUCCACAGUAGGACUCAUAGCAGCUGUUGCAGCAGUUAGACAGAUAGUUCUUGAUGCCAAUUCCUACCGAUUAUUUGCUAAUGUAUGAUUAAAACCAGGUUUAGUCCCUCCCGGCUGACUUUGUAUCUAAGAAUUCAAGAUACCAAAUAUCCCUUCUGUUUUGGUUUUUUGUUUAUGAAGAUAUUAAGAGCAUCCAAAAAUCAAAUAAUGAAGAUUUUAAAUUCAA